This is a messenger RNA of Penicillium antarcticum, 1261 nucleotides long. RefSeq names its product arrestin C-terminal domain-containing protein. The coding region runs from base 56 to 1261 and encodes 401 amino acids. The record is from RefSeq and is a predicted model, not a curated record. Gene Ontology annotation, cellular component: division septum. Gene Ontology annotation, biological process: division septum assembly. NCBI's taxonomy places the organism in Eukaryota, Fungi, Ascomycota, Eurotiomycetes, Eurotiales, Aspergillaceae. The transcript has 3 exons.
CCCCACAACUCGACCACCCGCACGCCCAUGGUGCGACAGGCACAACUUGAUCGAGAUGGCCGCCUUCGUGCGCGUUUCAGGCCCGGCAAAUGGGAACUUCCUGAUCGGAUACCCGGGCAUAUCUGCGACAAUGCCUCGAGUCGAAGGUAAAGUCGAGAUUCGACCCUGUGUCGGCAUUACCGCCCCGGUCAACGUUUCACUCGUCACAAUUUCUCUCCUCCGCCGCGAGACCAUUCACCCGUCAGCCGACUCCCUCACAAAGAAGCGCCUGGCACCUCCGCGGAAAGAGAUCACGGAUAUUGUAGGCAAGGAAAUGCUUCUGUUCCGAUGUCCGGCUGGCAGAGAAUACGAAGAAGUAAUAUCUAUGGAUUUACCCUUUGUGCUCUUUAUUCCUUUUGGUCGUGGUGGCCGUGAUGCCUCUCGGCGCGUACCCCCAGCCAGCGUACAACUUCCUAGUCGCACUGCCGAAACGUACUAUGAGAUGGUAGUCAUGGUCCAGCAAGGACAACAAGAACAGCGCAAAUAUACCUUCCCAGUUCCCAUCGCACGCUACGACACACUCUCCACAUUUGGCAUGUACAAUCGUCCAGAAUCCGCGGAACGGGUAUCAGAUCACUUGGUCACCUUGGCCAUUUCAUUACCACGCUGGUCGUAUGGUCCCCUCGAUCCCGUCAGCGUCUAUGUCAAAUUAUCACCAAACGAGAGUUGGAUGGGCAAGGCUCGCAAAGUGACCAUCAGCAAGAUCACUAUCGGAAUCGACGAAGAAAUCAUCUACAAUCACGAAGGCGACGAGCCCCAACGGAAAGUCAAAGUGCUGGCCAAAAAGACGGAAAACAUUGGUGUCAAAUUACCUCAAUCGGGUUAUCUCACAAACCUCGGCUUGGUGUUUCCCGCCAAGGAUCUUCGCGAUGCGGAGGGAAUCCUACCACGAAGUAGGACGGCAUUCCCAACAUACGGGGUGAGCGGCUUCACAACCACCGCAAGCCUAUAUAAAAUUGAAUACUAUCUCACUGUUCGCGCCCAUCUUACCUCUGCAAGAGACAUCACAAUACGACAACCAAUUGUAGUCUGCCCCCUCGACCACGCCGGCUGCAAAGAAGAAAUGGAAGCAAUCGAGCAAGCUGCCCGAGAUGCCGCCCACGUCAACCCAGACAACCCGAUGCUCCCUCUCCCCGCAAUCGUUCGACCUAACGACCACAACGCCCUAAGUCAUCUCGGAGUAGCCAUUGUCGGCAACCAGAAGAAACCGUUGAUCGAUUGA